Molecule: messenger RNA, 4245 nt
Organism: Pungitius pungitius (ninespine stickleback)
Lineage: Eukaryota; Metazoa; Chordata; Actinopteri; Perciformes; Gasterosteidae
Gene: psip1b
Product: PC4 and SFRS1 interacting protein 1b
Exons: 12
Coding region: 372-3743 (1123 amino acids)
Source: RefSeq, a predicted model, not a curated record
GACGCGCACUGAUCGGCUCAACAUGGCGACGAGAGGUUACUCUGUAGCUUAGUAACAAGAAGCCUCCCGUCCGAACCCAAGCAAGAGCCGUUUAUCUCGCGUUUCUGGACCCGCACGGGUUCGGUUCUUUGUCCGUUAGUCCCGCGGUGUCCCGUUAAAACCCACCUUAAAUAAAGUAGAAACGAAUAAACGCAGAGCUUUGCGGGAAGCUAGCUCAAAGUUAGCAUCAGCGCUAGCAUGCUGUAUUUGUAAACAGUGAUUGACACACGCUGCUCCGAGUGAAUCCCGACAGUUUGAAGGACAAACUUUACCUCACAAGGAUUAUCAACACUUCAAACUUCUGCUUCGUGAUCGAGCUCUGAAGCAGCAGGAUGCCGGCGAGAAGAAGAGACCAGUACAAACAGGGAGACCUGGUGUUCGCCAAGAUGAAGGGCUUCCCCCACUGGCCUGCGAGGAUCUUUAAGCCGGACAACGGAAACAAGAAGCGGGUCCUGGUCUUCUUCUUCGGGACCCACCAGAUAGGUCAGGUCCUCCUGGAGAACAUCGUCCCCUUCGUCGGGAACAAGACGAAGUACGGCUGCGGCGUCCGCAGCAAAGGCUUCUCCGAGGGCAUGUGGGAGAUCCAGAACACGCCAGGAGUCGGGAGUAAACUCAAAGUGCCGACCAACACGCCGCCCGCUGCUAAAGCUCCGCCCGCUGCCAAAGCUCCACCCCCUAAAGCUCCACCCGCUACCUCUUCUGAUAAACCCUCGCAGGACCAACUUAAAUCCACCGACAGCAAGCCGGGCGCCGGCAGCAAGCGAGUCAAACGUAAACAGGAAGCUGGCGCCGCGGCUACGCCUCCGAAGAGGCUCUCGCUGAGAUCCACUCCGCAGAAAGCGCCGGAGUCCAAAACGCCGCCGGGCAAGACCUCCGCAGGCACCAGGAGCAGAAGGUCGGCAGCAGGAAGGAGAAGUGAGGAGGAGGAGGAGGAGAAGAAGGAGGAGGUCGAAGCCGAGCAGCACGAGGAGACGACACCCGUUGUGACCCCUAAAGUGAGCGAGAAGCCGAAGGCUGGUCCAACUCAAAUGUCAAAGAACAAGGGAGGACCGAGGGACGAGGAAGAGGAGUCAUCACAGAGCCAAGGAAUCAAAAAGAGCAAAGACGACAAGAAGGAAGAGAAGGAGGCAUCACAAAGCCAAGGAGUUAAGAAGAAGAGACACGAGAAGGAGGAAGAGAAGGAGUCAUCACAGAGCCAAGGAGUCAAGAAGAAGAGAGAUGAGGGAGAGGAGUCAUCACAGGGCCAAGGAAGCAAGAAGAGGAGAGGCAAGGAAGAUGAGUCAUCACAGGGCCAAGGAGUCAAGAAGAAGAAAGACGACAAGAAGGAAGAGAAGGAGGCAUCACAAAGCCAAGGAGUCAAGAAGAGAGACGAGAAGGAGGAAGAGGAGUCAUCACAGGGCCAAGGAGUCAAGAAAAGGAGAGACGUGAAGGAGGAAGAGAAGGAGGCUUCACAAAGCCAAGGAGUCAAGAAGAGAGACGAGAAGGAGGAAGAGGAGUCAUCACAGGGCCAAGGAGUCAAGAAGAAGAGAGAUGAGAAGGAGGAAGGGAAGGAGGCAUCACAAAACCAAGGAGUCAAGAAGAAGAGAGAUGAGAAGGAGGAAGGGAAGGAGGCAUCACAAAGCCAAGGAGUCAAGAAGAAGAGAGACGAGAAGGAGGAAGGGAAGGAGGCAUCACAAAGCCAAGGAGUCAAGAAGAAGAGAGACGAGAAGGAAGAAGGGAAGGAGGCAUCACAAAGCCAAGGAGUCAAGAAGAAGAGAGACGAGAAGGAAGAAGGGAAGGAGUCAUCACAAAGCCAAGGAGUGAAGGAGGAGGAAGAGAAGGAAAAAAGUCAGGCCGGUGGUGAAGGAAGGAGAAAGGAGACGACAACAAGGAAAGGAGUGAAACAAAAGAAGGAGGAGGAACAGAAGCAAGAUGUGGAGGGAGAGAGAGGAGCAAAGAUCAAAGAGACCCAGGAAGAGAAGGAGUCCUCAGAGAGCCAAGGAGUCAAGAGGAAGAGGGACCAGGGCGAAGGAGCAAAAAGGCAGGAAGAGGAGGAGAAACAGAAGAAGACGAAGCCAGAUGAAGGAGGUGUGGAAGGAAAGAAAGAAGAGGUGAAGGUUCCAGGGGGCCGAGUGGUGAAGACAAGGAGAGCAAGGAAAACACAACGAGGAGGAGGAGAGGAAGAGGAGGGGACAAGGAGGCAGACUAGUAAACGAAUGAGAGGAAAGAAGGAAACUGAGACGGACGGACAGGAGGAGGAGGAGGAGAAGAAGGAGGUGACGGAGGAAAAGAUGAAGAAAUGUGGAGGGAGCAAAGGGACGAAGGCGAGGAGAGCAGAGGAGGAGCCGGGAGGCGUCGCUGUGGACGAGGAGAGACAGUGGCGCCUGGCGGCCAAAAGGGAAAGUCUGCUGAGGUCUCUGAGAGGCCUCCUGAAGGCCGGAAGAGGAGGGAGGAGGUGCCAGAAGAAGAGCGGAGGUGGAGCCAAGAAGAGUGGAGGCGGAGCCAAGAGCGGAGGCGGAGCCAAGAAGAAGGUGGUGGAGGAGAAGAAGAGAAGAAGUCAGGCGGCUGCGUUUGAGAAGAAGAAGAGUUUGACCGGCAGGAAAGAGAAAGAAACGUCGACGGGGGUGAAACCCAAAGGAGGUGCUGAAAAAGACAAGAAGGUGAAGGUGAAGUCGGAGAAGGACGAGCAGAAGACAGAGACGGACAAGAAGACAGACGGGAGGAAAACCUCGGACGACGUGAAGACAAAAGACAAGGAGGAGGGGACGAAGACGGAGGAGAGGAAGAUCAUCGGGAAGAUCGUGAAGGCAACGUGUGGAGGAGGAACGAAGGUCCAGGUGAAGACCAUCAUGGGAGGAGCGGCGGCAGAAGAGAAGAAGAACAAAGAGGAGAAGGAGAAGAGGUCAGGGAAACCGAAGGAGGCGGCGAGAGAGACGGACGACAGGAAAGAGGAGAAGAAGAAGAAGAAGAAGAACAGCGACGAGGAGCCCAGAGCUACGGCAAAACCCCAAGAGAAGAAGAAGAGCAAGGAGUGCGAGGCGGGAAAAACGGCAUCGACUGACGAGGAGAUGGAGAAGAAGAGCAGCCAAAGUGCAGAAGAAGAAGCAGCAGCAGCGGUGACGAAGAGGCCCGACGCCGAAGAUGAGACGAAACCACAGAAGAGCAGCGACAAGCCGGUUGCGGAGGAGGCGGCGGGGAGGAGCGCGGAGGAGGGAGACGGGGCGGCGGAGGGCGGCUCGUCGGGUGGCGCCGAGGCGGAGAGGCGGAGUCCCGCCAUGACGCUGACGGACUCCACGCUGCACCGGCUCCACGGAGACAUCCGGAUCUCCCUGAAGACCGACAACCCCGACGUCAGGAAGUGUCUGACGGCGCUGGACCAGCUCAGCAUGGUCUACGUGACGUGUAAACAUGUCCAGAGGCACAGCGAGCUGGUCUCCACCCUCCGGAAGCUGCGCUCCUACCGAGCCAACCGGGCCGUCAUGGACAAGGCGGCCAUGUUGUACAGCCGCUUCAAGAACGCCUUCCUGGUGGGGGAGGGGGAGGAGGUGGUGAGCGCCGCCUUCCUGCGCUCGCUGCUGGAGGAGAAGGAGCGGGAGGAGGCUCAGCGGGCGGAGAGGGAGCAAGGCAAGGGGGAGGAGCCAGUGGUGGAGGGGAGGAGCAGCGAAGGAGGAGAAGGAGGAGGAGGAGGAGCAGAGACGGAGACGAUGUCCCUGAAGGCUGUGUGAGGUUGACCUGGAAGAUGAGGACAUGGACCCUGGAUGUUUAUACGUCUCAGCAGGACAGUUGGUCAGCAUUAACAUGAUUAACAUUCACCUGAGCAUUAACCCCCACGUGACCUUUGACCUCUUGAAGCUAACUGUACCUUUGAAGAAGCCGACGUAGCCUUAAACCCACCGUUGCUACAUUGUCCUGCAGAACUCACGGGGACAUCCUGUCCUCACGGUGUCCUCCAGGUGUUCAGGUGACAGGACUCAUGGGACUCUUUAUUUUAAAGUUAAAUCACACAUGAUUAUUUAUAAUGACGGGGCUGAUGGGAAAUGUAGUUUUAAUGUGAAAGGGGCUUUAAUUGAAGCAUUAACUGCUUUUCUAGAAGUUUGUACAGAGAGAUGUUUUUUUGUGUAUUUUUACCGUGAGAUGUGUUGUUGUUGUUUACUCUGUGACAACAAACAGAUGUGGUGAAACGUGCUGUUUGUUCCAGAUGUUUAAGAUUCACGACGGAGCAGAAUA